Selaginella moellendorffii is the source of this 1711-nucleotide messenger RNA. Its product is annotated as carboxyl-terminal-processing peptidase 3, chloroplastic. Gene Ontology annotation, biological process: proteolysis. The coding region runs from base 133 to 1623 and encodes 496 amino acids. The transcript has 13 exons. Lineage: Eukaryota; Viridiplantae; Streptophyta; Lycopodiopsida; Selaginellales; Selaginellaceae. Gene Ontology annotation, molecular function: protein binding; serine-type peptidase activity; endopeptidase activity. The record is from RefSeq and is a predicted model, not a curated record.
CUUGCUCCAAGGAUAGAGGAGCCCCUUGGAGGGCUCGCCUCGGAGUUGGGCUGUGGCCCUUUUGCGUGAUCUGGAGCUCCAACGUAUAAUUCUUCCUUCUCGACAGUUGGAGUUCCAAUCACAGGCUCUCAAAUGGAUGCUCUUUGUAGACGCUCCGCAUUUGCCUCUGCAAACGAACUCUGCAUCAGGAAACAAGUGGCAAAUGUCAAGACGCUUCGGGUACAAGCAAAAACUCUGUAUACCUGCCGAAUGCGCAGUCCAAUGGAACAAUCGAGCAGGCAGAAAAAUGAGUCCGUGAAGCUGGACAUGAAGGGUGUUCUCUCGUUCUUCAAGAAAAGCUUGGCUGUUGCAGCGGCUUCACUGGUUUUGACGCAGUCCCCUUGUCCGGUACUUGCUGACGAAGUUUUGACCUUUCCCGGAUCAAGUUUUAACGAGGUGCUUACAGUUCAGCGAACACUUCUCCAAGCGUGGAGCAUCAUUCGAGAUACAUAUGUCGACCCGACGUUCAAUAAGCAAGAUUGGACAUCGCAACUAAAGGACACGAUUCUGAAACUCUCGACUUUGGAUUCGUCUGAAACUGCAUACGAGCAAGUCCGUGACAUGCUUGCAACUCUUGGCGACCCUUACACUCGUAUAGUCACGCCAAAGGAGUAUGAAAACUUCCGUAUAAGCAACGAUGGUGCUGUUGAUGGUGUUGGUUUGUUGAUUGCGACUGAGCAAGAGUCUGGCAAGCUGGUUGUGCUUGCCACAAUUGAAGGUGGCCCAGCAGAACGAGCAGGCGUACGUCCUGGAGACGAGCUCGUUCAGAUAGAUGAUGUGGCUCUUGUUGGAAUGAAUGGUGAAGACGCCGCUAUAAAACUCCGUGGAAAGGCUGGAACUAUCGUCGGUGUGAAACUCCGACGAACGCUUUCUCCAGACACGUCUUCCGCGCCAGAGCUGAAAGAGCUCAAGCUGAAACGCGAAACCAUAUCCAUGUCUCCAGUUUAUACUGCAGUGCUGCCACACACAAACUCGUCUGGCCGGAAAACAAGCACUGGAUACAUACGCCUGGCACAAUUCUCACAGAACGCAGCCGCAGAUAUGCAGAAGGCCAUCUUCAAACUGGAAGAAAGCAACGUGGAUUCCUACAUACUUGAUCUCCGCAACAAUCCGGGAGGAUUGGUGAGAGCUGGACUAGAUGUUGCGGAGAUGUGGCUGGAUGGCAACGAAACUCUAGUGAACACUGUCGAUCGACGUGGGGUCACUCUUCCCAUCAAUGUGGCUAGAGGCCACGCUCUUACACACGAUCCUCUUGUGGUACUUGUAAACGAAGGCAGCGCUAGUGCUAGCGAGAUAUUAGCCGGGGCUCUUCACGACAAUGGAAGAGCCAUACUUGUGGGACACAAAACGUUUGGCAAAGGCAAGAUACAAAGCGUUUCUCAACUCUGGGAUGGCUCGGCUUUGUUCGUGACCGUCGCAAAGUACUUGUCACCAUCUCUCCACCAAAUCGACCAAGUUGGAAUCGCUCCCGACGUGGAGUGCUCUCCACUCAUAUCUCCAGACGACAUGAGCGAGGCCGCGGGGCCAGAAAAAUUCCUGGAGCGCGAUGCAUGCGUACUAGUCGCGGAACAUCUGAUCGAGUGAAAAGAAAAGAGAUAGAAAAGAAAACUAUACGUCAAACUUGUAAAUUCUCAACGAUUUGUUGAACAUACCUUAUUGGCUCUUGGCAGAA